AUGGCAGAUACCAAGCUGGGAGCGACCGCCAUGGCGCAGUGUCAAGAGGGUUCGGCGGAGGAGGGGCAGGAGCAUCGCCUGCGGGCGGCGCUGCGCCACCUGCAGGCGGAGUCCGGAGUGCUCGAGCGCCUCAUCUACAAGCACCGGAACCAGCACCGUGGCGCCGCCUACUUCCAGUACCUCCUCAAGGUGCGGAGGGACAUGAAGCUACUUCUCAGUGCCAAUCUCGCGGAGGUCAUCAACGCGGUGUUCCCGGUCAUCACCUGUCAUAAGCCGGCCAACACUAUUCUUGUUCCGAACAGGCAGGGUAAGAGGAAGCCUGGUGCAAACCAUAGCCAUUAUAAGAGGCUUUUGGGGGUUGCCCGUUUGCUGUCCCAGAUGGCUGAACCUGUUAUGAAGGGAGCAGUUCAGAUCAGCUUUUUACUUGCUAGAUCUUUUUUUGUAGAACUUUGCACUGCAGUGCUUGCUUUGCUUGCAAGAGUGAGGGUCCUGACCCAACAGAUGUUACUUGAUGUUGUAUCAGUGCACAACAAGGUUACUGAUCUUACGGAUAAAAAGCAGGCUGUUAAGAUCAGUAUUGAUAAAGUACAGGCUUUCAGAGAGUACUACCCCUCGAGCAAUGAUCCCAAUACUAUCCUGGAGUGUGUAUGGGUGAAAGAUAAAUUUGUUUUGCAUGAAAAGACCAAAGCUAGCAGUCAGAAAACCCAAGAUGAGGGUCUGAAGUGCACUCCGGAUUCAUCAAUCAAGUAUGAGACCAUUGGACUUGUUAGUGAAGAUGUGACAUUAUCAGAGAUGGAAAGCCUUGAUGGAGCAAACACCCCAGCCAAGCAACAACAUGAUGCUUCUCUGUCUGACCAACCAGAUAAAGCCACCCGUUGCGGCGACGCUGGAGAUUCUCACAGUGGGAGGCGACUACCAAAUGAUCAAAACACUCCGGGCUCUCUUGUUAGCACGCCCGGUGCUGCGCCGGCACCACGCAGAGAUGUCAAGCCCGAUACGAGGAAGAGAGUGGCGUUCAUUGCGGUGGGGAAAACAAAAGUCACGGUGACACCGCCUGAAACAUCAUCAUCCGUAGCUGCCAAGAAGCAAAGAGUGGACACGAUUCCACGGACCACCGCAGGAUAG
Messenger RNA from Triticum turgidum subsp. durum (durum wheat), 1125 nucleotides. NCBI's taxonomy places the organism in Eukaryota, Viridiplantae, Streptophyta, Magnoliopsida, Poales, Poaceae. The record is from the annotation of a GenBank genome assembly.